This is a messenger RNA of Dichomitus squalens LYAD-421 SS1, 1042 nucleotides long. RefSeq lists its product as uncharacterized. The record is from RefSeq and is a predicted model, not a curated record. NCBI's taxonomy places the organism in Eukaryota, Fungi, Basidiomycota, Agaricomycetes, Polyporales, Polyporaceae. The transcript is spliced from 2 exons. The coding region runs from base 1 to 726 and encodes 241 amino acids.
AUGAACGACGUCUCCUGCCUCCUCCACAAUCUCCCCUCCCACAGACACAGAGCUACAGUCCUCCCGCCCACGGCCUCCCCGUCCUACCACCAGCGACCGGCCUUCCACCCCCAAGACUGGCCGUCACACGCACACCAGCCCGUACUCUUCGCAGGCGCAUUGGCCACCUCCGCCUGGACCAACGCAGGGCCUUCCCAAGCCCCCUCCCUCUGGCCCACAGGGCCCCCGGACUUUCUGCUUCCAUUCCACCACUAUCCCCCUAGAGAGUACGGCCAGUCGGCUUAUUCGGCCGCCCGAUCAGACACCUCGUCUGUCGCGUCGCGAGACAGCGACCUUUCGCCGUCCCCCAUCCCAGAGGUCGCCGAAGUCGUGUGCAAUGCGCCGCUCGUCGCGCCCAUCCCCCUCCCGUACCAUUCCCCGACCUUCCUCCUGUACGACCUCCCGGACGAGGACGAAGACCUGUCGCACCCGCCAUACACGCACCGUCCGCACAAGCGCAAGCGUGCUCGGGAGGAGGACGACGCGGACGCGGAGACGGCGGCGAUCCAGGGCAUGCAUGCGCUGUCUGUAGCGGCACCCCCAGCCAAACGCCGUUCGGUCGCGGAGGGCGCGUCGGACCACUGGGGCCCCACUCACGCGCAAUGGGGAAACACGGGUGCUGCAAGCGCUGCGCUUCGCCACAAACACCAUCCUGCCGCCUUCUCGCGGCGUAUCCGGGCGCGGUAGGCGGCUCGAGCUCGGACGUACGCUUACGGUCGGGCUCUGCUUCGGAAUCGUCAGAGAGUCAGAUGAUUCGAUCUGCUCCUACCGAUGUCGUUAUCCGCUUUGGUACCCGUCGGACAUAUUGCCCCGCUUCGAUUUUUGCGCUUCUUCUGCACUCGCGUUCGCCCUCCUGGCGUUCUCCCCUUUCGCACAUUAGUCCGGAUACCGCUGCAUUUUGAAUCGCUCCCGCUCAUCCACAUCAUCCCCUCAUUGUACAGUACGCAUACCUGGCACUUUUCUAGUACGUCCUGCGGCCCAAUCGGGUCCGGACGCGUUUCCC